AUGGAAAAACAAUCCAUCUAAUAAAAGUAAAAAAAAUAGACAGAACAGAAACUGGAAAUUUUUAGAAAGUCAAAUCUAAAUCACAAACGUAAUUAUUACUAACUAAAAAUAAAGGGAAGAAUUUAGAAACUGAAAUCACUAAAAUUGGCUUAAUUAAAAAUAUUUGAUGGAGAAUAAUAAUAAUGCAGUCAAACUUCUGAACAAUCCAUCAAAGAAGAAUAUUCUAAUGAUCAACUUUAAUAGAAAUUCUGA
Paramecium tetraurelia is the source of this 252-nucleotide messenger RNA. RefSeq lists its product as uncharacterized. The record is from RefSeq and is a predicted model, not a curated record. The transcript has a single exon. Lineage: Eukaryota; Ciliophora; Oligohymenophorea; Peniculida; Parameciidae.